Messenger RNA from Seriola aureovittata, 969 nucleotides. RefSeq names its product forkhead box Q2 (gene foxq2). The record is from RefSeq and is a predicted model, not a curated record. Gene Ontology annotation, biological process: cell differentiation; regulation of transcription by RNA polymerase II; anatomical structure morphogenesis. Gene Ontology annotation, molecular function: DNA-binding transcription factor activity, RNA polymerase II-specific; RNA polymerase II cis-regulatory region sequence-specific DNA binding. NCBI's taxonomy places the organism in Eukaryota, Metazoa, Chordata, Actinopteri, Carangiformes, Carangidae.
AUGAGUCUGAGAUAUCUUAAUUCAGAAAUGACAAUGGAGGACAGAAGCAGCCACACUGGCGUCAGAGAACGGCUGGGACUGAGCUUCACUAUUGACUACCUUCUGUUCAAUAAAGGAGUCAAAGGUUCUAAAGAAGAAGCGACAGGAAGUCGUACGGCAGAGCAGACAGCGAACAACAUGCUAAAUCAUCAGAAUCCUAAACCCGAAGAGGUGGGGAUUCGCUCUGAGAUGAAGGAGACGCAGCUACAGAGGUCAGGGGUAGACACUGAAGAAAGGAAAGUCAAAGAAGAGGAGGGGGAUGAAGAACAACAACAUGAGGGGGAGGAGGAAGUGACCACCACCAUUUCUGUCAGCAGCGAUCCGGAGAAGUCUGACAAGUCGGACAAACCCAACCAGUCGUACAUUGCACUCAUCUCCAAGGCAAUCCUGGCAUCCGAGCAGAAGAAACUGCUGCUAUGUGACAUCUACCAGUGGAUCAUGGACCACUACCCUUACUUCAAGAGUUGCAAACUGCCUCUGCCUUUACCAGGUGCAACAACAGAUUGGACGUAGCCUAGUGGAUUAAAGUUGAUCACUGGUUUGCGUGCUAAAAAGGAUAAAAACUGGAGGAACAGUGUGCGUCACAACUUGUCUCUGAAUGAUUGCUUCAUCAAAGCAGGCCGCAGUGACAACGGUAAAGGCCACUUCUGGGCAAUUCACCCAUCAAACUAUCAGGACUUUUCUAACGGGGACUAUCACUGCCGGAGAGCGCGGCGGAGGGUUCGUAGGGUGGCAGGACAGCUCCCCCUUUCCUCUCUGAGCUCCCCGUACCACCCUGCCCUCGCCCGCCCCCACAGAACCACCUGUUGGUGCUGUCCUCAGGCCCCAGUGCUUCCUCUGUCCUGCGUGGCACCUAGACUCUACUGGCCUUGGUCCCGUGUGCAGCCACAAGUGGGAUUCCACCCAGGCCUGCAUGCCUCUAUACCCUGA